AUGGAGGAAGAAGAAGAGAAUACACCGGCGGCAACGGUGAAGUUGGGUUCAUACGGUGGUCCGGUCAUGUUGGUUGUUCCCGGGGAGGAAUCAGCUGCGGAAGAGACCAUGCUUCUUUGGGGUAUUCUUCAGCCUACUCUUUCCAAACCUAAUGCUUUUGUUGCUCAAUCUUCCUUGCAGCUCUGCCUCGAUUCCUGCGGUCACUCUCUCUCCAUUCUUCAAUCACCUUCGUCCUUGGGCACACCUGGAGUAACUGGAUCGGUGAUGUGGGACAGUGGAGUUAUGCUGGGCAAGUUUCUAGAACAUUCUGUUGACUCGGGAUUGCUUGUUCUUCAAGGCAAGAAGAUUGUUGAACUGGGAUCUGGUUGCGGAUUGGUUGGUUGCAUUGCAGCUCUUUUGGGUGGUGAAGUCGUUCUUACUGAUCUGCCUGAUAGACUGAGGCUACUCAGAAAGAACAUUGAAACCAAUAUGAAACAUAUCUCUCUGCGCGGUUCUAUAACAGCAACUGAACUCACAUGGGGAGAUGAUCCUGAUCCAAAACUCAUUGUCCCCACACCUGAUUACAUACUAGGAUCUGAUGUGGUGUACAGUGAAAGCGCUGUUGUGGAUCUGCUAGAGACACUUGCUCAGCUCUCUGGACCUAACACGACAGUAUUUCUGGCUGGGGAACUUAGAAAUGAUGCAAUUCUUGAGUACUUCUUAGAAGCUGCAAUGAAUGAUUUCACGAUUGGGCGUGUGGAUCAAACUCUAUGGCAUCCUGAUUAUCGCAGCAAUCGCGUUGUUCUAUAUGUUCUAGUCAAGAAAUGA
Messenger RNA from Lathyrus sativus (Indian pea), 807 nucleotides. The record is from the annotation of a GenBank genome assembly. NCBI's taxonomy places the organism in Eukaryota, Viridiplantae, Streptophyta, Magnoliopsida, Fabales, Fabaceae.